AUGAUGAACGAUUUAGAAGGAAAAAAUAUCAUUCAUCAUACUUAUGAAAAUUGCCUUUCCUAUCUUGACAUCAUGUAUAAAUGUUAUGCUUGUGAGGAAAUGUUCAUUGAUCCAAUGUUAAGAUCUGUUCAUGCAUCAACUCAUCCGGAUAAUCUUAUUGCUGGUAUUGAUAUUCAUUCCAUAUCAAUUGAUGAUAAUCAAAAUACUGAUCAACAGGAGUAUGGUCUUAGAUAUUUUGAAGAUGGUAAUGGGCUAAUUGAUAGUAAUAAUACUAGAGAAGAAGAUGAAUGGAGUAGAGGUUGUGAUGAUGGUAAAAAUAAUAAUGAAAAAGCUUUCAUAUGUAGUGUAUGUGGUAAACAAUUUGGAUGUUCCUCCUCACUCCAAAGGCACAAUCGUCUCCAUAAAGGAUCUCUAUGUUAUAAAUGUGUCAUAUGUUCGAAAACAUUUACUAGAACUGAUACAUUUAAUAUUCAUGGAAUGAAACAUAUCCAGGGUUAUGCUGGUCUUGAAUGCCCGUUACCUAACUGUACUCUUACACUUAAAGGAGUUGAUGCUGUUACUGAACAUAUCAAAACAUCCCAUGAGAAUAGUAUUUUUAAUUGUAAGGAAUGUGGCAAAGGAUUUACAAGAAGUGAAAAUUUAAUGAUACAUUACUAUAAUUUUCACGGACCCCUUAAAAUCAAUAGGACAUUAUGUAAAGUUUAA
This is a messenger RNA of Strongyloides ratti, 705 nucleotides long. RefSeq names its product Zinc finger, C2H2 domain and Zinc finger C2H2-type/integrase DNA-binding domain and Zinc finger, C2H2-like domain-containing protein. Bases 1 to 705 code for a protein of 234 amino acids. The record is from RefSeq and is a predicted model, not a curated record. Lineage: Eukaryota; Metazoa; Nematoda; Chromadorea; Rhabditida; Strongyloididae. The transcript is spliced from 2 exons.